AUCCCAGACUCUCGCUGGCCUUACUGAGUUUUAGUAGCUUUUCUUGAAUAAAUGUUUCUUCACUGACUGAAUGCCCUUAGGACAAUUUCCAGAAACUUUAAAUGGUGUCGUUUUUAAAAAAUAGUGUUUACCAGCUUUGCUUGUUUCCCUGGGAAGUGGGUCUGUGGAGCUCCUCGUGCUGCCAUCCUGACGAGGCAACUCGGGGCAACUCGGUGAGGUGAGCGGAAUUUCUUAGCAGGUGCUACAGUCUCCACAGAGAUCCUCAGAGAAAGGCCCUCCAGCUUGGUUCUGCCCUCGGGCACGCCCCCUCCAACAUCAGUAGGAAGGACUUGUUAUCAGAUAUCACAUGUCUUUAUUUAGCACUUAAGUAUGUGUGUCCCCAUUUUGUUCCAUAGUUUUUACCAAAAGCCCCUGUCCUUCCUCCUCUGCUCCAGCAGGGAUAGAAUCGCAGAUGGCGCAGCCCUCGGUGGCUCUCAGCAUUCCCCGUGUAAUCUGCUAACAACCUACCUUUCAAAGCUUACUAGUACUUCUCACUUUUCACUGCCUUGUCCUUUCCUUUGGCAAGAUUCCUUCCUUCAUGAGGAAGGGGGUCCCAGGGCAAGUUAGAAAGGCCAGAAAUCAUCUUGGAGUCCAAGGGCAGCCCCCCCGAGGGGGGGGUGUCCACAGGGAUAUAAGUUCCAAGUACCCUGACACCAGAUGGCCUCAUGGCAGGCAAGUGGGGCCAGCGGCUGAAGGAAGCUGUGUGCUCUGCAGGGUUGUAGUGCGAGUGCCUGACAGCAAGCUUUGGAGAGCCCAGACCUCCAGGGCCAAGGCAUUCAUCUCAGGAAACAGACCACCAGCUGACGGACACAGCUACCAGCUACACAACUGGGUGGUUGGCUUCCUCUGUGUGCCUCACCCAACCCGUGAGCUCCUUGGCGGGUGGCCAUGCCUCACAUGCACCACAGCGGCCCCAGAGCCUGGGGCGGGUGGCCAGAGUCCACAAAUGUCUGCUCCACGCCUGAUCGCUGCUGCAGCUGCAGACAAGGGGCCUGUGUACAGUGGGCACCUGGUGUGGGCCGCUCCGUCAGCAGGUCCGGGGGAAACUGCAGAGAGAACGCCAGUGGCGGUCACUGCGCUACGGCCACACCCAUCUGAGACAGACGGUAAUCCAGUUACCAGGGAGAAGUUCCCAGGAAUAAAGAUUCGGAGGUCGGUUUCCGGUUCCUGACCUGGUGCCGUCUCCACGGGCUUGGUGGACAAACUUGACCUGCAGCGAGCCAGAGCCUCAGGCUGCGUGGCUGCCACCGGCCAGGGCUUCUGUUAGACCUGCAGAGACAAGGAAGCACUGCGAACUGCCUGCGGUUUGCUGCCAGGAGAGUUGAUGGAAUCGACAGCAGGGCACUCACCUAGAUAUCCUGCUGUGGACACCUGGGAACAUUUAUGAAAUCUGGGGCUGUCACAUUGUUUUCUGUGUAUUUAAGGGAAAAAAUGUAAUUUAAAAAAUGAAUAGAGGUGACUGAGUGACUCAGUAGGUUAAGC
Messenger RNA from Prionailurus viverrinus (fishing cat), 1521 nucleotides. RefSeq lists its product as uncharacterized. The coding region runs from base 578 to 1210 and encodes 210 amino acids. NCBI's taxonomy places the organism in Eukaryota, Metazoa, Chordata, Mammalia, Carnivora, Felidae. The record is from RefSeq and is a predicted model, not a curated record. The transcript has 2 exons.